GACAAAUCAAAUUUCCAGAUCCACAUAAAAAAGGGAUAGUCAGAGUAGCAGGAGCAGCUUGGGUAUGAGCGACUCACCAGAAAUAGCUCGUGCUCGGGACGCCCUGCGCGUGAGCGCCGACGACCGCGCACGGGUGGACGCGCUCUCCUCCUCCGCAUCCGCAUACGUAUCGGCGGCUUCUCCUCAUCUGUCGCCGAGCUUCUUCGAGGGGUUCGCGCUGCGCAGGAUCCGCGUCCUCCGCGUCCAACCGGGAUUCAUCCACUGCUCCUACGACGUUCCUCCAAGCCUCACCGACACCAGCACCGGCUGCCUCGCCGCCGGUGUCGUGGUGGCCCUGGUGGACGAGAUCGGCUAUGCCGCCGCCAUCUCUGACGCCCAAAACUUCAAGGUCUCCGUCGACAUGUCCGUCGCCUUCCCCGAUCUCUCCCAGGCCCGCGCAGGGGACCGCCUAAGCAUAACGGCGAGGGUGCUGGGGCACAAGGGCGCGUACUCCGGCACGCACGUACUCCUCGCCAACGCCAGCACCGGCAAUGUCGUCGCCGAGGGCAGGCACUCCAUUUUCGGGAACCUGAAGAAAGCACUACUCAAGCCAGCAGCCACUACUACUGUUAUUAAAAGCAACUUGUGAUUCUGCCUCUGCCUACUCCACUAGUCUAUGAUGCAUCUUCUUCUUUACAAAAUGGCCUCUCAUGUACCCCUCCGUUCCUAAAUAUAAGUCUUUGUAGAGAUCUUACUAGUAGACUA
This is a messenger RNA of Hordeum vulgare subsp. vulgare (domesticated barley), 744 nucleotides long. RefSeq lists its product as uncharacterized. Bases 65 to 628 code for a protein of 187 amino acids. The record is from RefSeq and is a predicted model, not a curated record. Gene Ontology annotation, molecular function: fatty acyl-CoA hydrolase activity. The transcript is spliced from 2 exons. NCBI's taxonomy places the organism in Eukaryota, Viridiplantae, Streptophyta, Magnoliopsida, Poales, Poaceae.